UAGAAUCCAUAUAUACCGACUAGCUGAUCACCACGCUGACCGGCUUGACUGCCAGAGGCUUGAGAGCAGUGCCGAGGCACCCUGACAUCACACUCUGAGCUGCUUUCUCUUUCACAUUCUCGUACUUUUCCAGCUGACAGCCCAGACGGUGGGUACCGAUUCUGCCAGCAGCUGCAACUGUAAAGCAACGUUCAGAAAUGUCAGAUAUCCUCCGGGAGCUGCUCCGGGUCUCUGAGAAGGCUGCCAACAUUGCCCGGGCGUGCAGGCAGCAAGAAGCCCUCUUCCAGCUGCUGGUUGAAGAAAAGAAAGAGGGAGAAAAAAACAAGAAGUUUGCAGUUGAUUUCAAGACCCUGGCUGAUGUACUGGUACAGGAAGUUAUAAAGCAGAACAUGGAGAACAAGUUUCCAGGCUUGGGAAGAAAUAUUUUUGGAGAAGAAUCCAAUGAGUUUACUAACGACUUGGGGGAAAAGAUUACCUUGAGACUGUGUUCAACAGAGGAAGAAACAGUAGGGCUUCUUAGCAAAGUCCUUAAUGGUAACAAGUCAGCAUCUGAAGCACUGGCCAAGGUUGUUCAUCAGGAUGUUGCCUUUACUGACCCAUCUCUGGAGUCAAUCGAGAUCAAUAUUCCACAGGACAUUUUGGCAAUUUGGGUGGAUCCCAUAGAUUCAACUUACCAGUACAUAAAAGGUUCUGCUGAUGUCAAAUCCAACCAAGGGAUCUUCCCCUAUGGACUUCAGUGUGUCACUGUUUUAGUUGGUGUCUAUGACAGACAGACAGGGGUGCCCCUGAUGGGCGUCAUCAACCAGCCUUUUGUGUCACAAGACCUAAACACUCUCAGGUGGAAAGGACAGUGCUACUGGGGCCUCUCUUACCUGGGGACCAACAUCCAUUCACUUCAGCACGCCAUCUCUGAAAGAAACAGUGGUGAGGCUCAGCCCAGCAACACCAGCUCCGACGUGGAAUUCUCUCAGCGUUUUUCAGCAGUCAUCAGUACAAGUGAAAAGGAGACUGUCAAAGCCGCCUUGUCACGUGUCUGUGGAGAUCGUGUGUUCCGGGCAGCCGGGGCUGGCUACAAGAGCCUUUGUGUUGUCCAAGGCCUUGUUGACAUUUACAUCUUUUCAGAAGAUACCACGUUCAAGUGGGACUCUUGUGCUGCUCAUGCCAUACUGAGGGCCAUGGGUGGGGGAAUAGUAGACUUGAAAGAGUGCUUAGAAAGAAACCCCCAAAUGGGGCUUGAUUUGCCCCAGUUGGUAUACCAUGUAGAAAAUGAGGGUGCCACUGGGGUUGAUCGGUGGGCCAACAAGGGGGGACUAAUUGCAUAUAGAUCCAGGAAGCGCCUAGAGACGUUCCUGAGUCUGCUCAUCCAAAACCUGGAACCUGUGGAGGCACAGACAUAGAUUCUGACCUCAGUGCGUGUGUAUAUGUGUAUAAACUGAACUGUGAAACUGCUUCCCAUUAUCUCUGUCUUUUGGAGAUAGCAUUGUCCUAUUGCUGGUUAAUAUUCAUCUUCCUUUUUUGAGGAACAUUUUUCCAUUAUGUGUUCAUAAUAAUGUUAACAUCAAUAAAUUAAUACAUCUAUGCAAAAAUUAAA
Otolemur garnettii (small-eared galago) is the source of this 1591-nucleotide messenger RNA. RefSeq names its product inositol polyphosphate-1-phosphatase (gene INPP1). Gene Ontology annotation, biological process: phosphatidylinositol phosphate biosynthetic process. Gene Ontology annotation, molecular function: inositol-1,4-bisphosphate 1-phosphatase activity. The record is from RefSeq and is a predicted model, not a curated record. The transcript is spliced from 5 exons. Lineage: Eukaryota; Metazoa; Chordata; Mammalia; Primates; Galagidae. The coding region runs from base 198 to 1397 and encodes 399 amino acids.